Molecule: messenger RNA, 366 nt
Organism: Suillus paluster
Lineage: Eukaryota; Fungi; Basidiomycota; Agaricomycetes; Boletales; Suillaceae
Exons: 3
Coding region: 1-366 (121 amino acids)
Source: RefSeq, a predicted model, not a curated record
AUGAUCAAGUACCUCCAGUCCACAGCUGCAUAUGGGCUGAUAGCUGUGCCACUGAGGGAGAUGGUGAGCGUAGGAGUGAGCGUGGCGAAGGACAAAAGCAAAAGGAUGCGGAUCGUGUCGUUGCUGCUAGGACUCCAGAUUCAGUCCUGGUUCCAUCUAGACUCGCUAGAGAACCUUGGACUGCUGAACCGCACAGCAUACAUCUCCAACCACUGCCUUCUCAUCUCACUCGUAGACACAGGUGGGAGACUUAAUCUUUUCAACCAAGGCUACUCGGUGCCACCAGAGACUUAUAGUGCCAUCAAGGCUCCCAAAGGAGAGGUGGCUGUAUACCUCGUCUCAUACAGGCGCUUCAAUGCUCCCUGA